GCAACUAUCUUGGCCUGUUGGGGACAAUUCGGCCAUACCAGCCCCUCCUUAUUAAAACCUGCAGAUGUGCUUUUCAGAAGGAACAUAUAUUCAUCUUUUGAUUCGCUGUAUAAUCAGCUUUGGAACCGAGUUUGUUCAAAUUCUUUUAAAAUAUUCUUUUUAAAUUUCUUUGAUUAGCGAGAGAAAAACUUGAAUAAUGGAACCCUGGAGUGCGUCUGACAAACUAGGUUGUUGAACAAUUCUGGAGACAUUAGGUAAAUGUUACUUAUGUUUUUCUGAAUUCUCAUGACAACGGAAUGGUUAAUCAAAUAAAGGUUUGACUCGAUAGAGAUGCCCAAGCGCCCCUUCUGUGAGGCAGACGGCGAAGUCACUUCUUCCUCUGACAAAACAUGGAAUUGCACGGAAUUGUCAACAGUGCCCUUCUAUUUCUUGCUCUCUGUUUGCCAGUGUGUGAUGCUAAUAAAAGGAAAAACAAUGUUGGAAGCUUGGAAUCUUGGGGUCCAUGUAUUUGGGAGAACUGUCAAUAUGGCAUUCAGACCAAAUCUAACGCGACCCAAAAAUGCUCUGAGUCCUACCCAACAUCCUGCUACCAGCCGACACCAACAGCCAAGGACUUACUAUCUGUGACGAAGACCUUGGAAGACCUUUCCCGUGGCGCAGAGUCCACAAUCGACCUUACCAAAGCCAAUUUUUUACCAUCCCCAUCGUCAAACACACAUAGCACAACGACUACGAAACAGAUAGAACACCAGAUCACGCCAACGGCCGCCAUGUCAUUGAACGCAACACCCUCGAUCGUUCUUGUGACGCCUGACGAGGAUGCCGUGAUAACCACGCAAGCAACUGCCUUUGAAAAAAGCACCUCAUCUCUAGUAGCAGCCAAGUCCGGCAAGCACCCUCCUCCAACGGCUGCACCCCUUGAGGAACCAGACAAAGAAGAUAAUACCCCCACCACCCAAACAACUGCAUUUGAAAAAAGCACCCCUUCUCCAGUAGCUGCCAAAUCCGACGAGCACCUCCCUACAACGGCUGUCCCCCUUGAGGCCGUAGAUACUAAGACAACUGAGAAUGACUUCAAAGAGUUCAAUGUUGAUAUGAAGAUCGACAAGGAAUUCACGCCGGAGCUGAACGAUAAGACAAGCGAGGAGUUCAGACGGUUGGAGCAAACAUGUAUUGAGGCCAUUGUCAAAACAUUUGAGGGCGACACGAGUUUUGUCAAGGCGGAAGUUAAUAAGUUUCUUCCUGGGAGCAUCAUUAUAAGUUCCAGCUUGUAUUUUUCUCGUGGCUCAUCUCCUCCAGUCAGCAGAGUCCAGUCCUCUCUCGAGCAAAGCAGCAGCCUCCGAAACCUGGGCAUGACGUCACUGUCUGUACAAGAUCGUACAGUCGACUCGUCUUCCGCAGAGGAUGAUGAGAAGGGGCUACCGAUGCACGUCUACUUACUGAUAGGGGGAGGGGCCCUCUUGCUGUUUGGCGCAGUCUUGUUCCUGUACUCUAAGAUAAAACAAAGACGACAGCAUGCACGAGCGCCUGCCAACACAGAACAGGCAUCAGAUGGAGGUGAAGGACAUAAAGACGCUUAGACAAGACGGACUCCCGCGUAGCCUCUAUAAGAUAGCGAAGAAAGGACGAAAAAAAGGCGUUUUUUUUUAUGAGGGUUUCCUGUGGAAAAAUAACCCAAAAAUGUCAAAUGUCGCAGGCCAGUCCUCAAAACCCUAAACACAGGAAGCCCAAUCACAAAAAAGGCUAAUUGUCUUUCUCGCGUCGCUAUUAGCGCACCAACUAUAAGUUAUAUUUACUAGCGUUUAGAAUCAUCUCAAUCUCAUCACUUAUUAGGCCGGGAGUCAGAAAAGAUUAUGGUUUAUGAAACAACCUUAAUUAAAAGGUGCUCUAAUAAGUAUUUGCUCUAAGUAUUUUAUGGCGCUGAUUAUCCCUUUUGGUUUAUCAGUAGAAAAUUGCACAAUAAUCAAGGGAAACUACUUGUACUAGAUUUUCAGCAAAAUGUAUCUAGAAGAAUGAGAUGGUGUUCUGCAUGAUAGUUGAACAGGUUUCAAGAUACAGGUAGAUCAAGCCAAAACAAAAACUUUUAGAAUUAAAGACGGUGCUUGAAAAAAAAAA
This is a messenger RNA of Nematostella vectensis (starlet sea anemone), 2115 nucleotides long. RefSeq lists its product as uncharacterized. The record is from RefSeq and is a predicted model, not a curated record. The transcript has 5 exons. NCBI's taxonomy places the organism in Eukaryota, Metazoa, Cnidaria, Anthozoa, Actiniaria, Edwardsiidae. The coding region runs from base 390 to 1580 and encodes 396 amino acids.